AUGAGUGAUGGGCCCCGGUUGGCUAAGCUAGUUAGCUGCAUGUCGUCUCCAGGGCCUCCGACGCAAAGCAGGUAUCCACAGGGAUGGGGGCCAGACGAGGCCCUGGGGUACAGCUGUGCGGGGCUCAGCUGUGCCCCGAGCAGGCAAGGGCGCUCGGAAGAUUUUGCACAUGAUGUCGAUCGAGCCUUUGAAGAAGUGGGAAUUCUACCCAUGCUUGCCCAGAUGCCGAGCGGGUUGCUGCUGGCUCUCCCCGGCAUCCUGAUUCCCCAGAACAUACCCCCUGCGCUGAACAUGCCCCUGCACCUGUUCCUGCCAGCUGUGGGCCGUGGAAACAGGAGUGGCCUUGGCAUCAGAGGCCCGCCCGACCCUGCGGGAGCGCCUCUAACCACAGCAAGAGUGCGGGUGGGUCGAGCGUCUGUGCGAAACCCCGAGGCGCAGACCCCAGCGGAGGCCUCUGCUCUGACACUCCUCACAGCUGUGCCCCAAAAUGCCCACGGGAGAGCGUGCAGGUGUGAGCAGACGCCGGUUUGGCAUGGCAGCUGGAGAGAACUGGCCAAGGCUCUGGCCAGCAGGAACAUUCCAGCUGUGGACCCAAAUCUCCAGUGGUACCGUCCCCAGAGGUUGAGUCUCCAGGACCAAGAAAUUGAUCAAGGUGGAAGCAGUAAUAGCAGCUACUUGAAGUGGAACAAGCCUGUCCCCUGGCUCUCAGAGUUCCGGGGCCGGGCCAACCUGCACGUGUUUGAGGACUGGUGCGGCAGCUCCAUCCAGCAGCUCCGGAGAAACGUGCACUUCCCGCUCUACCCCCACACCCGCACAACGCUGAGGAAGCUGGCUGUGUCCCCCAGAUGGACCAACUACGGCCUCCGCAUCUUUGGCUACCUGCAUCCCUUUGCUGACGGGCAGGUCCAGUUUGCCGUUGCUGCGGACGACAACGCUGAAUUCUGGCUGAGCCGUGAUGACCAGGUCUCGGGCCUUCGGCUGCUGGCCAGUGUGGGCAAGACUGGGAAGGAGUGGACCGCCCCUGGAGAGUUCGGGAAAUUUCGGAGCCAAAUUUCCAGGCCGGUGAGCCUGUCAGCCGCCCGCAGGUACUACUUCGAGGUGCUGCACAAGCAGAACGAAGAGGGCACCGACCACGUGGAAGUCGCCUGGCGGCGGAACGAGCCCGGAGCCAAGUUCACCGUCAUCGACUCCCCCUCCCUGUCCCUCUUCACAAAUGAGUCCGUCCUGCGAAUGGACGAGGUGGGCCACAUCCCACAGACGGCAGCCAGCCACGUGGGCUCCUCGGACGCUCUCGCCGGGGAUGAGCAACCGCCCGCCGACAUGCUACGCCCCGACCCUCGGGACACCCUCUACCGAGUGCCUCUGAUCCCCAAGUCGCACCUCCGCCACGUCCUGCCUGACUGUCCCUACAAACCCAGCUACCUGGUGGACGGGCUCCCUCUGCAGCGCUACCAGGGACUCCGGUUUGUUCACCUGUCUUUCGUUUACCCCAAUGACUAUACCCGCCUGAGCCACAUGGAAACUCACAACAAAUGCUUCUACCAGGAAAAUGCCUACUACCAGGACAGGUUCAGCUUUCAGGAGUACAUCAAGAUUGACCAGCCUGAGAAGCAAGGGCCAGAGCAGCCAGGUUUCGAGGAGAGCCUUCUGGAAGAGUCCCAGUAUGGAGAAGCUGCAGAGGAGACCCCUGCCUCCGAUGCCCGGAGCGCCAGGAUGCUGGAGGGAAAACCGGCGCUCACCACCACGCCCGGGCAGGAUGUCACUGACUACCGCCUCCGAAGCCUGCGGAAACUCCUGGCUCAGCCCCGGGAGGGCCUCCCGGCACCCUUCCCCGAGCGGAAUGCCACAGCUCUGUCCCCCGUGGGGAACAGCAACACUCCAGCCCGGCAGCCAACCAAGAGGAAGCGGAGACCCAGCCCCGAGCCCAGCCGGGACUCACCCCGAGCGGACAAGGGGCCUCCCGGGCGCCCCGCGGGGAAGCUGCCUCCGAUCAAGAGGCCCAGGCCUGCUGGGGACGGCCCCGGGAAGACCCUGGGGCAGUCUCAGUGGCUGAACCAAGUGGAGUCCUACAUCGCAGAACAGAGGCGGGGUGACAGGAUGGAGCCUCGGGCCCCCGGGAUGGCUUGGCCCGGGGAGGAGGAAGUGGUGGCAGCCGCGGACCCGGAAGGACAAGUGGAAGGAGAGGAAGAGGGGGAGGAAGAGGAAGAGGACAUGAGUGAGGUGUUCGAGUAUGUCCCCGUGUUUGACCCGGUCGUCAACUGGGACCAGACCUUCAGCGCCCGGAACCUGGACUUCCAAGCCCUGAGGACGGACUGGAUUGACCUGAACUGUAACACGUCGGGCAACCUGCUGCUUCCAGAGCAGGAGGCUCUUGAGGUCACUCGGGUCUUCUUGAAGAAGCUCAACCAGAGGAGCCAGGGGAGGUACCAGCUGCAGCGCAUCGUGAACGUGGAGAAGCGUCAGGACCAGCUACGUGGGGGUCGCUACCUCUUGGAGCUCGAACUGCUGGACCAAGGCCAGCGCCUGGUGCGGCUCUCGGAAUACGUGUCUACGCGGGGCUGGCAGGGCGUUGAUCCAGCUGCAGGGGACGAGGCGGAGGCCCGGAACCUACAAGGCCUGGUCCGCGGCCCACACCACCGGCGGAGACACGUCCUGAACAUCCGGGCCCAGGAGCCCAAGCUGUGCUGGCCCCAGGGUUUCUCCUGGAAUCACCGGGCCGUGGUCCACUUCGUUGUGCCGGUAAAGAACCAGGCGCGCUGGGUACAGCAGUUCAUCAAAGACAUGGAACACCUGUUCCAGGCCACCGGCGACCCAUACUUCAAUAUCAUCAUCACGGACUACAGCAGUGAGGACAUGGAUGUGGAGACAGCGUUGAAGAGGUCAAAGCUGCGGAGCUACCAGUAUGUGAAGCUGAGUGGGAACUUUGAGCGCUCGGCUGGACUUCAGGCUGGCAUAGACCUGGUGAAGGACCCCCACAGCAUCAUCUUCCUCUGCGACCUCCACAUCCACUUCCCGGCUGGAGUCAUCGACACCAUCAGGAAGCACUGCGUGGAGGGCAAGAUGGCCUUCGCCCCCGUGGUGAUGCGGCUGCACUGCGGGGCCACGCCCCAGUGGCCCGAGGGCUACUGGGAGGUGAACGGGUUUGGACUGCUCGGCAUCUACAAGUCUGACCUGGACAAGAUCGGAGGCAUGAACACCAAGGAGUUCCGAGACCGCUGGGGCGGAGAAGACUGGGAACUGCUGGACAGGAUCCUCCAAGCAGGCCUGGAAGUGGAGCGCCUCUCCCUCAGGAAUUUCUUCCAUCACUUCCAUUCCAAGCGAGGCAUGUGGAACCGCCGCCCGGUGAAGACGCUGUAG
This is a messenger RNA of Carlito syrichta (Philippine tarsier), 3357 nucleotides long. It is a transcript of the gene B4GALNT3, whose product is annotated as beta-1,4-N-acetyl-galactosaminyltransferase 3. Gene Ontology annotation, molecular function: acetylgalactosaminyltransferase activity. Bases 1 to 3357 code for a protein of 1118 amino acids. The record is from RefSeq and is a predicted model, not a curated record. NCBI's taxonomy places the organism in Eukaryota, Metazoa, Chordata, Mammalia, Primates, Tarsiidae. Gene Ontology annotation, cellular component: Golgi cisterna membrane. The transcript has 21 exons.